AUGAGGACAUUUACAGGUUUUGGGCAAGUAAGCAAACGUUAUAUGUCAAGAAAUUCACAAUGCCGAUCCGCUGUCAAUGCAAUCUCAACUGCUCUCACUGCAGAACCAGAAACACAUUGUAAUACAACUGUAGAAGAUUGGUCACCCACUGAAAAAUGUCCAUUUUGUCAUGGUUUACGCAUAUCAACGGAUGAUUGCUCUGAAAAGGAUUCUAUGAGAAUAGAACCAGAAAAUGAAAGCGCAGCAAGCGAUGGUGAAUACUACGGUGCUGGUUGCUCUAGUCAAAUUAAGAUAGAGCAAAGCGCAACAAAUAGCUCUCCGGAAAACACAGGACAUCUGGAAUCAUCCGGUGGUUCACAAUCUCGUCUAUCUUACAUGCAUCCAUUUUCAAACCUCUGUACUCCAUCAGUCCUUCCUGUGAUGACGCCAUUUGUGCCUCUUCCUGAGAUAGCGAAUCAGCUAUUUUGUCAAAGCCUUUUACAAUGGAGUACAUCCAACUUGUUGCUACAACAAAUUAGCUCACAUCGUUCAUCAGAAAAUCUACAUAACUCAAUAAAUGAACAAUAUUUGUUGGCUCCAAAAAGAAAUACAUUAAUGCAAGGUAAAGAAAACGGUGAUACAGAAA
Messenger RNA from Loa loa (African eye worm), 625 nucleotides. RefSeq lists its product as hypothetical. NCBI's taxonomy places the organism in Eukaryota, Metazoa, Nematoda, Chromadorea, Rhabditida, Onchocercidae. The annotation marks the transcript as partial. The record is from RefSeq and is a predicted model, not a curated record. The transcript has 5 exons.